AUGACUGCUGAAGGCAAUAUUUGGAACGUCAGAAAAAAGGACUAUGAAAAAGCGCUAUUUUUCUUCGAUUCUGGCGCACAAAAAACAGUAAUCGAGGAAAAUCUUGCAGAACAACUCGGUCUAUCCAAGAACACGACCGAAAUCUGCACCAUGUCCGGAAUUGGAGGGCAUAUUGAGUACUUCGAAAGUCAUAAGGUUUCGGCAAAACUAGGAACUGCUUUCGGAGAAGAAAUUUGCAUAACCAUACAGACCAAACCAGACAUAACAAACGGAUUUCCUUCAGUGAAACUGAACGUAGAAGAUAUUGAGUUCUUGAAAACAAAAACUAUCUGUCUAGCAAAUUCAAAGCUUCGUGGUGAGCAUCAAAAUCCACACGUUCUCGUUGGACUGGACUACUACCACGAUUUAGUUACGGAUCCAGCAAACAGAAUCCGAACACCAUCUGGUUUUCAUACAGCAAAAACGGUUUUUGGACCCACAAUUUAUGGUCAAGGAAUCAACAAAGUAAGUGAAACUACUAACACAGUAUGUCACAGCCUGACAGGAACUUCCGAAAACACGGAACAAGAACUCCUUACAGAAAAUGUUUGA
Molecule: messenger RNA, 591 nt
Organism: Necator americanus (New World hookworm)
Lineage: Eukaryota; Metazoa; Nematoda; Chromadorea; Rhabditida; Ancylostomatidae
Exons: 1
Coding region: 1-591 (196 amino acids)
Biological process (GO): proteolysis
Molecular function (GO): aspartic-type endopeptidase activity
Source: RefSeq, a predicted model, not a curated record